AUGUCCGACUGGGAAGAGGACGAAAACGAGCCCGUAGCAAAACCUCCACCAAAACAGACCCCCAGAGGAAAUAUUGCUUUCGGUGUGCGGAACAGUCAAAAAUUAGCAGCUUUUAAUGAGCAUGUGGACGAUAAUUAUGGCGGCGGCCAUAGACGCGAGGGCCAAAGUCGCUCUUUUCAGCGGAGCAACGAACGAGGGCUCGAAGGAAGACGCCAAUUCGGGUCUGAAAAAUCUAAUUCGCCCGUCACUAUUAUCGUGGAAAAAUGCUCCGUUGGGAGAAUAAUUGGUCGCGGAGGGGCUAAAAAACGUGAAUUGGAGGAGAAUACUGGUGCGAGAAUCAAGAUCAAUGACGGUGAGUAUGAGGCGGAGGUCGUCAUCUUUGGACCUCCUUCCACCCAGGAGAAAGCCAAAGAAAUGAUAGAAGAGCUGCUCGCCAAGGAGAACCCUCGAGUCUAUGGCGGAGGCUAUGGAAAAAGAGGAGGAGAGAAUGCAGAAAGUGGUUCGGUGUGGCCCACCUCGCAGUUAGAUGCAUCUAAGGUGGCCCCGACCCGCAAGUCCAUAGACUGGAACAACAUUCGAGAAAACAUGCACAAGUAUGAAGAGAUGAAGUGGAAAGACCUGCCACCCAUGAAGAAGAAUUUCUACACCGAGGCUGAAAGCGUGGCCCUCCUCACCGCUGAAGAAGUCAAUGAUUGGAGGAAGGAGAACAACAACAUCUUUGUGGACGACCUGGUGGACGGCGGGAAAAAACGCCCCAUCCCCUAUCCCUGCCGGAGCUUUCUCGAGGCUUUCGAGCUUUACCCGGAAAUCAUGGACAACAUCCAUCGAGUCGGCUUUGUUAAACCGACCCCCAUCCAGUCGCAGGCAUGGCCUGUGCUACUUAGCGGGGAGGACCUGAUCGCCAUCGCUCAGACAGGAACGGGCAAAACCUUGGCUUACCUGUUGCCCGGAUUCAUCCACAUGGACGGACAGCCCGUACCUCGAUCGGAGCGCCAAGGCCCUGGCAUGCUGGUGCUGACUCCCACCAGAGAACUGGCCUUGCAGAUUGAAGAGGAGUGCAGCAAGUAUAGCUACAAAGGCUACAAAAGCAUUUGUAUCUAUGGCGGCGGAGACAGAAGGGGCCAGAUCAAUCUGGUGAAGAGCGGCGUGGACAUUGUCAUCGCUACACCAGGACGACUCAACGAUCUUCAAAUGAACGAGUACAUCAGUCUGCGCUCCAUCACCUACUUGGUGCUGGAUGAAGCAGAUCGCAUGCUGGACAUGGGCUUCGAGCCUCAGAUCAUGAAGAUUCUGCUGGACAUCCGGCGCGACAGGCAGACUGUCAUGACAAGCGCCACCUGGCCAGCAGGCGUGAGACGUCUGGCCAAAUCAUAUCUCAAGAAUCCCAUGAUGGUCUAUGUGGGCACCUUGGACUUGGCGGCUGUGGACACGGUGCAGCAGACUGUGCUGGUGAUGCACGAAGAAGACAAGAAGUCUUACCUGUUCGGCUUCAUCGGGAACCUGCUGCCGAUGGAUAAAGUCAUCAUUUUUGUCAGCAAGAAAAUCAUUUGCGAUGAUCUCGCCAGCGACAUGUGUCUUCACGGUCUGGCCGUGCAGAGUCUCCAUGGCGACCGGGAGCAAUAUGAUCGGGAGGAGGCACUUAAGGACUUUAAAGGAGGUCGGGUUCGUAUCCUGGUAGCCACGGACUUGGCGUCUCGCGGCUUGGACGUCCACGACAUCACGCACGUGGUAAACUACGACUUCCCUCGAAACAUCGAAGAGUACGUGCACCGCGUGGGCCGCACCGGACGAGCAGGACGCUUGGGAGCUUCCAUUACUCUGGUAACGAGAGAAAACUGGAGGAUGGCACCGGAGCUGAUUCCCAUCCUGGAGCGAUCGGGCCAGGAUGUCCCCGUGGAGCUAGUGCAAAUGGCAGAAAGAUACGAGAAGUUCAAGAAGGAGAAGGAGAUGUUCGCGGGUCCCCGAGGUCGAGGCGGUCGCGACGGAGGACGUGAUGGACGACGUGGGGGCGGAGAUCGCAGGCAAAACUGGGGAUUCUAAUCAGUCUUCUUUCUCCAAGUGAGUCAGUUCUCCAAGUACGGAGAAAUGUAUUUACAGUUUAGAGAGGUUAAUAUGUUAUAUAAAGAAGUGUACAUAUAUAUGUGCCAGAUUUGAUUUUCAAAACAUGGGCCAAGUCAUUUGAGAUGUUAAAUAUAUCAAGUAUUGGUUUGUCUGUAACUUGACCAGUUCACAGUCUAUAUUCUGUUCAAUAAAGACACGUUUUAUUCA
Messenger RNA from Syngnathus typhle (broad-nosed pipefish), 2268 nucleotides. It is a transcript of the gene ddx43, whose product is annotated as DEAD (Asp-Glu-Ala-Asp) box polypeptide 43. Bases 1 to 2040 code for a protein of 679 amino acids. Gene Ontology annotation, molecular function: ATP binding; RNA helicase activity; RNA binding. NCBI's taxonomy places the organism in Eukaryota, Metazoa, Chordata, Actinopteri, Syngnathiformes, Syngnathidae. The transcript has 16 exons. The record is from RefSeq and is a predicted model, not a curated record.